AUGAUCGAUGACAAUCCGCAGGCCGUCAUAGGUAACGACCGUGGUUCUUUGGGCGCUUCCUUCUACACCGCCGCGCAUCCGCUUGAUGCCCCAAGCUCACGACAGCCAUUCUGUGGCAGCAUUGAAGGAUGGGGUCCUCUCAGUCCAGACAGAUUUGAUCUGACUCCAUGCUUUCUCGACGUCCCGGUCGCAGUUACUGCUGCGUGGGGCGUCCUCUUGGGUGCUGCGGCAUUGUGGCUCUUGUUGAAAAGGCGUGGACCACAACAGGUCCCGAAGAAUUGGCAUUUCUAUGCUAAACUGGUUGUCCUGGCGCUUCUGAUCGUAACAACAGCCGUGCAAGCAUGCAUCCAAUUGAUAGCCGACCCUCAACUUUACAUUGCUGAUUUUCGAUUUUGGGCCAAUAUUUCAACUCUAGCUUCGCUUGCCGUGAUUUUUGCUGUUCAAUAUUUCGAACACUGGCGAAGCAGACAACCCAAUGGUGUCGUUCUUUUCUAUUGGGUAUUCUUUGUCAUCGCGUAUAGCGUCAAAUUGCGAUCGCUCGUUGCCCGCACAGUAUUUCGCGAUGACCUCCCUUACUUCAUCGUGUUCACUAUCAGUUUAGGCCUCGCCGUUGUUGAAUUCGUCCUUGAGUACUUCGUCCCAAAGAAGCAGAGUGCAUACGAUGCUCUGGGCACUGAAGACGAAUGUCCCUUCGAAUAUGCGGAUAUCUUCUCCGUCCUGACUUUCAGCUGGAUGACACCGAUGAUGAAGUAUGGUUAUAGGAAUUUUUUGACUCAAGAUGAUAUGUGGAAUCUGCGAGAUCAAGACACCACAAAAACAACGGGCAGCUUACUAGAGCAUGCAUGGGAACUAGAGCUUAACAAGAAGACUCCUUCUUUAUGGAUUGCCCUCUUCCGGGCCUUUGGGGGUCCGUAUUUUUGGGGUGCCGCCAUUAAAUGCGGUAGCGAUGUUCUUGCCUUUGUACAGCCGCAAUUACUGCGCCUCUUAAUUGCCUUCAUUGACUCCUAUCGGGGAGACCAGCCACAGCCGGUGGCUAGAGGCGUUGCUAUCGCAUUAACCAUGUUUGCUGUAUCAGUGGCCCAGACAGCAUGCCUUCAUCAAUAUUUCCAACGAGCCUUUGAGACUGGCAUGCGCGUCAAGUCAUCUCUCACGGCUGUUAUCUAUUCCAAAGCUCUUAGGUUAUCAAACGAGGGCCGUGCGUCUAAGACGACCGGUGAUAUCGUUAACCACAUGGCGAUUGACCAGCAGCGAUUGGUGGAUUUAACUCAGUUUGGUACACAGCUCUGGUCUGCUCCUUUACAGAUUACUCUGUGUAUGGUCUCGCUCUACCAGCUCGUAGGUAAUAGUAUGUGGGCUGGUAUAGGAGUCAUGAUUCUCAUGGUACCCGUUAACGGUAUUAUUGCCCGAAUGAUGAAGAAGCUCCAGAUUGUCCAGAUGAAGAAUAAAGAUUCUAGGACACGUCUCAUGACUGAGAUCUUGAACAACAUCAAAAGUAUCAAGUUGUAUGCUUGGAACAAGGCUUUCAUGGGAAAAUUGAGUCAUAUCCGUAAUGACCUUGAGUUGAACACUCUUCGGAAAAUCGGUGCAACCCAAGCUGUGGCGAAUUUCACUUGGUCGUCUACCCCUUUCUUAGUUUCUUGUACAACCUUUGCGGUGUUUGUUCUCAUUGACAGCCGCCCUUUAACCACUGAUCUUGUAUUCCCGGCACUGACUUUAUUCAAUUUGUUGACUUUCCCACUUUCCAUUCUGCCUAUGGUCAUAACCUCAAUCAUCGAGGCAUCCGUCGCCGUGAAACGUCUUACAGACUAUCUUACCUCCGACGAACUACAGUCUGACGCUGUUAUCUCCCGGGAGCCAGUUGUUCAUAAUGGUGACGAGUCUGUUCGCAUUCAAGAUGCAACUUUUACUUGGAACAAAUAUCAAUCGAACAAUGUCUUGGAGAACAUCAAUUUGAGUGCCCGCAAAGGCGAAUUAACUUGUAUUGUUGGUCGCGUGGGUUCAGGAAAGUCGUCCCUACUCCAAGCUAUUCUCGGAGAUCUCUGGAAAAGUCAAGGGGAGGUCGUUGUCCGUGGCCGAAUCGCAUACGUCGCGCAGCAAGCCUGGGUCAUGAACGCUAGCGUCAGAGAAAAUAUUGUCUUUGGUCACCGCUGGGACCCUGAAUUUUAUGAAUUAACAGUGGAAGCUUGUGCGUUGGUUGACGACUUCAAGACACUCCCAGAUGGUGAUCAAACAGAGGUUGGAGAGCGUGGUAUAUCGCUCUCUGGAGGGCAAAAGGCUCGGUUAACCUUAGCCCGAGCUGUUUAUGCACGCGCUGACAUUUACCUUUUCGAUGAUGUCCUGUCCGCUGUGGACUCUCAUGUGGGCCGACACUUGAUCAACAGGGUACUGGGACCCAAUGGGGUACUAAACAGCAAAACGCGUAUUCUCGCCACAAACGCGAUUGCCGUGUUACGAGAGGCCGACUUUAUCGGACUACUUCGAGAUCGCACUUUCCUUGAGAAGGGAACGUAUGAGCAGCUACUAGCCAUGAAAGGGGAAGUGGCGAAUUUAAUACGCACAGCAUCAGCCGAAGAUGACGAAGAUGACUCCCAAGCUAGCAAGGGCGAUAAUAAGAGCCCUAUAAGCUUUGAUUCGACAACUGUCGACGAGUCUGACCUUUCUGAAAUCGAGGAAUCUGACGAUGCCGUUGCUGCGCUUAUGCCUAUUAAACCUGGCGGUGGCAGAAGAUCCAGCAUGGCUACUUUGCGACGUGCUAGCACUGCAAGUUGGCAUGGCCCGCGUAGAGAGGGCGCGGAUGAAGAGAAUGGCCUGAGAACGAAGCAGACGAAGGAAAAGGCCGAGCAAGGUAAAGUGAAAUGGAGUGUUUAUGGCGAAUACGCGAAAGAAAGUAAUCUAUAUGCAGUCAGCAUCUAUCUCAUCUUUCUUCUGGCCUCCCAGACGGCUCAAGUCGCAGGGGGCUUUUGGCUCAAACGAUGGUCUGAAGUCAAUGAAAUCAGCGGUCGGAAUCCAAAUGUUGGAAAAUAUGUUGGAAUUUAUUUCGCUUUUGGAUUAGGAUCAUCUGCUCUUGUGGUUUGUCAAACCUUCAUUCUUUGGAUUUUCUGCUCUAUAGAGGCAUCCCGUAAAUUCCACGAGCGUAUGGCGUAUGCUAUUUUCCGGUCACCAAUGAGCUUCUUCGAGACUACCCCUUCCGGACGAGUUCUGAACCGAUUCUCAAGUGACAUCUAUCGCGUUGACGAGGUACUCGCGCGUACUUUCAAUAUGUUAUUCGUCAAUACUGCCCGUGCUAUUUUUACUAUGGCUGUUAUCACACUAUCGACUCCCGCUUUUUUGCUUAUCAUCGUUCCUCUGGGAUUUGUAUACAUGUCUUAUCAAAAGUACUACUUGAGAACUUCUCGAGAGCUCAAGAGACUGGACAGUGUCAGUCGAAGCCCAAUAUACGCCCAUUUCCAAGAAUCCCUAGGUGGCGUGUCGACUAUUCGCGCAUAUAAACAGACAAAGAGGUUUGCCAUGGAAAAUGAAUGGCGCAUGGAUGCCAAUAACCGAGCUUUCUUCCCAUCUAUAAGCUCCAAUAGGUGGCUUGCUGUUCGGUUAGAAUUCAUAGGAUCCAUUGUUAUUCUAACCGCCGCUGGACUGUCUAUUGUUUCCGUUGCUACUGGCACUGGCUUGAGCGCUGGCAUGGUGGGCUUGGCGAUGUCCUAUGCACUACAGAUCACUCAAUCCCUUAACUGGAUUGUCAGGCAGACAGUAGAAGUUGAGACGAAUAUUGUUUCUGUUGAACGGGUGCUGGAGUAUGCCAACUUGCCCAGUGAGGCACCCGACGUAAUAUUCAAGAACAGGCCUACCAUCGGCUGGCCAGCACACGGUGGUGUCUCAUUCCAGAACUACAGCACUCGUUACCGUCCUGAGCUUGAUCUUGUUCUAAAGAAUAUCAAUCUUGAUAUCAAGCCUCGGGAGAAGAUAGGUGUUGUAGGUCGUACGGGUGCUGGCAAGAGCUCCCUGACUUUGGCCUUAUUCCGCAUCAUUGAGCCGUCAGAAGGUAACAUUAGCUUAAGUAUCGACGACCUGAAUAUAAAUACCAUUGGUCUCUCUGAUCUUCGUGGUCGCCUUGCAAUCAUUCCCCAAGACCCAGCCAUGUUCGAAGGAACCGUCCGAGAUAACUUGGACCCUCGCCAUGUCCAUGACGAUACUGAGUUGUGGAGCGUUCUUAGCCAUGCACGCCUGAAGGAACACGUUGCCAGUAUGGAAGGCCAACUAGAUGCCACAAUCAGUGAAGGAGGAUCGAAUCUUAGUCAGGGCCAGCGACAACUCGUUUCUUUGGCUCGAGCAUUACUAACACCAAGUAAUAUUCUGGUUCUAGAUGAAGCAACUGCCGCGGUUGAUGUUGAAACUGAUGCCCUUCUCCAACAAACCCUCCGCAGCAGUAUCUUCAAAGAUCGCACUAUCAUCACUAUUGCGCAUCGGAUUAAUACUAUCAUUGACUCCGAUCGCAUAGUGGUCUUGGAUCGUGGUACGAUAGCGGAAUUUGAUACUCCCGCAGAGCUUAUCCGAAAGGGUGGCAAAUUCUACGAUCUUGUCAAGGAGGCAGAUCUCUUGGAUAGCGAUGCUGUGGCGAGCAUCAUGGAAGCAAAAUAG
Messenger RNA from Talaromyces atroroseus, 4632 nucleotides. Its product is annotated as Metal resistance protein. Gene Ontology annotation, biological process: transmembrane transport. Gene Ontology annotation, molecular function: ATP hydrolysis activity; ATP binding; ABC-type transporter activity. The record is from RefSeq and is a predicted model, not a curated record. The coding region runs from base 1 to 4632 and encodes 1543 amino acids. NCBI's taxonomy places the organism in Eukaryota, Fungi, Ascomycota, Eurotiomycetes, Eurotiales, Trichocomaceae. Gene Ontology annotation, cellular component: membrane. The transcript has 7 exons.